This is a messenger RNA of Bipolaris victoriae FI3, 1044 nucleotides long. RefSeq lists its product as hypothetical. The record is from RefSeq and is a predicted model, not a curated record. Bases 1 to 1044 code for a protein of 347 amino acids. Lineage: Eukaryota; Fungi; Ascomycota; Dothideomycetes; Pleosporales; Pleosporaceae. Gene Ontology annotation, molecular function: heme binding. The transcript has a single exon.
AUGCUCGUUGCUCUCUCCAUUUUUGCCUUGUCGCUUUCUUUUCUUGUUUACCAGCGCCCACCCUCGACAUGGCUUGCCUUUAUCACUCGCCUCAGCCGACCAGGAGCGAGCACGAUACCCGAUAAGUCGCAGAAUGGCAACAAAGAAGGCCCCACCCCGGCCAGGGAGGAGCGCAUAGAGCUCAAGUCUCCAUCGAACAAUGAGGCAGUUGAUGGGAUUGACAAAAGCUCAUCUCUCGAGUCUACGCCAAAGGCUAUGCCGAAAUCAGACGAUAAAGCACCUCCAGUACCCUCCUUCACGCUCAACGAGCACGACAGUUCGGAUGAAGAGGAGGAAGACAAUUUGCCGCCACCUUCAUUUCCAGCUAUGAACUCGGCACAAAGAGCCUCUCAAGCGCCUCCUCAAUUCGCCAUGCCUCCACCUCAAAAGCCGACCCUUAUGGCGCCACCUCCCAAACCCACUACGUCUCUCAUGCCGCCACCGAAGGUCGCAGCCUCGAGUCUACGUCCCCUCCCCAGCUCCACAUCGUCACAAUCUAUGCGCGUACCCACCACCGGUCCUCUUCCGAACCGCGGACCGCUUCCGAAUCGAGGCCCGCCCACCUCAAACGGAGGUCUCGGAGUCCCACCAAGCGCAGGCCCCGCCAUCAAGACACCAAACGCACGGGGCAAAGUGCUCCUGUCGCCAGGUCACUCGCCGCUCGACUGGGCCCACCUGCAGAAAUCCGGCAAAAACUUGUCUGGCGUCGACUCCAUGAUUCGCGUUACACCGGCCAUGCUCAAGGAGAAGAAUGGGCGCAAGGGCAAAGAUGCGUGGUCGUGCUAUCAGGGAAAAGUGUACAAUAUCUCGCCCUACCUCCCGUUUCAUCCCGGUGGAGAAGGCGAGCUGCGUCGCGCGGCGGGUAAAGACGGGACCAAGUUGUUCAUGGAAGUGCAUCCGUGGGUCAAUUGGGAGAAUAUGCUUGGCGAGUGCAUGGUAGGUAUUAUGGUUAGCGAGGAGCAGGUACCCAAGGCGGUAGAGGGUGAUCUAGAGGAUAUGGAUUGA